CUCCCGCGUCUCUCUGCGAUUUCUCGCGGUGCGUCUCCGCCGUUUUGUCGCUGCGUUCCCUUCUUCCUCGCAUCCGUCUUCCUCUCGUUCGCACCGCUUCUCUAGUCUCUCUUUUGCCCUUCCGGCGGCGGGCCGCUCUUCUCUCGUUCUCUCAGCUGACUUCCCGCGACGUUCUCUGUUUCAUCUGUCCUCGGGUCUGCAUGCCUCGGAACGUCCGCGAGUCGUCGAGCUUAGCAACCUCCGGCGUGUGUGGCCCUUGCCUGCCUCGCGGCGCGUCGCAGAGGCAGCUGCAAAGAAACUGUUUUCGGCGUUUCGUCUCGAUGGAAUCGGAGCGAAGGCGGCUGAGGUGUCGUCGUUUUCUUCUCGCGCACGUAUCGUCUCGCGUCUCUCCGUCUUCCCUCUUCCUUCUCUGCGUGAGCCGCCCGUUUCCUGUGGCGGAGUCCUCUUCUUCCUCGGCGGCAGUCCGCAGUGGGGCGCUGUCGUCAUCUUGUGCCGCGCCGUUCUUGUCGCGUUGCUGCCGUCCUCUUCUGUGGAGUUUGUCGCGGUCGCAGAGUUCAGUCUGAGCGUGUCGCAGCGCCGUGC
Molecule: messenger RNA, 582 nt
Organism: Besnoitia besnoiti
Lineage: Eukaryota; Apicomplexa; Conoidasida; Eucoccidiorida; Sarcocystidae
Exons: 1
Source: RefSeq, a predicted model, not a curated record